Messenger RNA from Egretta garzetta (little egret), 1824 nucleotides. It is a transcript of the gene SLC6A12, whose product is annotated as solute carrier family 6 member 12. The coding region runs from base 1 to 1824 and encodes 607 amino acids. Gene Ontology annotation, biological process: sodium ion transmembrane transport. The record is from RefSeq and is a predicted model, not a curated record. Lineage: Eukaryota; Metazoa; Chordata; Aves; Pelecaniformes; Ardeidae. Gene Ontology annotation, cellular component: membrane. The transcript is spliced from 14 exons.
AUGACAAGAGCUAUGGCCAAGGAAGGAGAGCCCAACGGGGCCAUGGCAGCUCCUGAAGAGAUAAAAAAGGAGGAAAUGGAAGAGAGAGGCCAGUGGAGUAGUAAAAUGGAGUUUGUGCUGUCUGUGGCUGGGGAGAUCAUCGGUCUGGGAAACGUGUGGAGGUUCCCAUACCUCUGCUACAAGAACGGCGGUGGAGCCUUCCUCAUCCCUUACCUCAUAUUCCUCUUCACCUGCGGGAUCCCCCUGUUCUUCCUGGAGACAGCACUGGGACAGUACACCAGCCAGGGAGGGGUCACUGCCUGGAGGAAGAUCUGUCCCAUCUUUGAAGGAAUUGGAUACGCCUCACAAGUCAUCGAGUGCUAUCUGAAUAUCUACUACAUCAUCAUCCUGUCCUGGGCACUCUUCUACCUGUUCAGCUCCUUCACCGCAGUGCUACCAUGGGCCAGCUGCAAUAACCCCUGGAACUCAGAUCUCUGUGUGGACAUUCUGAAUAGCUCCAGCUUGGACAACAGGACCUUGCCUGCGAACGCCACCUCCCCAAUGAUUGAGUUUUGGGAGAAGCGAGUCCUGGGGCUCACGGAUGGUAUUCACAAACUGGGCACUGUGCGCUGGGAGCUGGCUCUGUGUCUCCUGCUGGCGUGGAUCAUCUGCUACUUCUGCAUCUGGAAAGGGGUCAAGUCCACAGGCAAAGUCGUUUACUUCACUGCCACCUUCCCAUACGUGAUGCUUAUCAUCCUGCUGGUGCGAGGAGUCACGCUGCCCGGUGCUGCCGAGGGGAUCAUCUUCUACCUGAAGCCGGACAUUUCCAGGCUGGCAGACCCGCAGGUCUGGAUGGAUGCAGGCACUCAGAUCCUCUUCUCUUAUGCCAUUUGCCAGGGGUGCCUGACAGCUCUGGGCAGCUACAACAAAUAUACCAACAACUGUUACAGGGACUGCAUCAUGCUCUGCUUCCUGAACAGUGCCACCAGCUUCGUUGCUGGCUUUGCCAUAUUCUCUGUGCUGGGCUUCAUGGCUCAAGAGCAGGGUGUACCCAUAGCAGAAGUGGCCGAAUCAGGUCCUGGCCUGGCUUUCAUAGCGUAUCCAACGGCAGUGACGAUGAUGCCCGUGUCUCAGCUCUGGUCCUGCCUCUUCUUCCUCAUGCUGAUCUUCUUGGGACUGGACAGCCAGUUCGUCUGUGUGGAAAGCAUGGUGACAGCUCUUAUUGACAUGUUCCCGGGAGUGUUUCGGAAGAAAGGGCGUCGGGAGCUGCUGAUCCUGGCCAUUGCAGUCAUAUGCUACCUUCUGGGCUUAUUGCUGGUCACUGAGGGUGGGAUGUACAUCUUCCAGCUCUUUGACUACUAUGCUGCCAGCGGCACGUGCCUGCUCUUCCUGGCCAUUUUUGAAGUCAUCUGUAUAGGAUGGGUGUAUGGUGCCAACCGCUUCUACGACAACAUUGAGGACAUGAUUGGUUUCCGGCCAUGGCCCUUGAUCAAGAUAUGCUGGCUGGGGUUCACCCCCAGCCUGUGCUUGGCCGUCUUCCUGUUUUCCCUGAUCAAGUACACACCCUUGAAAUACAACAACACUUAUGUGUACCCACCCUGGGGCUACGUGGUGGGCUGGCUGAUGGCACUCUCCUCCAUGGUCUGCAUUCCUCUCUACGCCAUCAUCAUCCUCCUGAAAACCAAAGGAUCCCUGAAGCAGCGGCUGAUGCAGCUGAUUUCCCCGGCGGAGGAUCUGCCACAGCCCAAGAAGCACAUGGCAGGCCCGUCCGAACUGAAGCGCAAGGGAUGGUCCCCUCCGGUUCAGGAGGUGCUCAGCAUCACAGAGAGAGAAACCCACUUCUAA